AAAAAAAAGCUUUAGUAAUAAUUUUCACAUACCGAGAAACCAAAUUAAAGAAUCAAAACCUUUAAUCACUCCCACGUUCUCCAUCCCCCUACCUCCUUCAACCACGACUUCCACAGUUAACAUCGAAUUCAAGAGUUCAAUCCCGAUCUGAAUUCAAGAGUUUAACCCCAAUCCAAAUUCACUCAAACCGAAAUUUCCCAAAUCCAAAAUUACAGAGUUUCCUUGAAUACAAAUCCAUAUAUUUUCGUAUUUUAGCUUCUUCUUCCGGCGAAUGCUUCUCGGCGGCGGCUUAUUAUCUGGCGAACAUAUUUCCCUGCUACGUGUGGUUGAAUUAUCAAUUGGGGGUACACACUAAUGUUGCCAAGAAGUCUGCCAAGCUCAAAUGACGAAUGUAAAAACAUCAGUGAAUAGGAAUACACCGUAAUAUUGUAUUCCUCUUCGGAAUGGCAAAUUUGUUUAGUGCCGGGGAUGUUGUCUCCUGCACAUAUGUUUAACCAAUGAUUGUCAGGAGAGAGUUCUACGCUUUCUUCAAAGGAAAAAAACAUCAGAAGAUCCUGCAGGUCCGGGUUUUGACAUCAAUUGGGAACUUCUGCAUAUGUUCAAUCGCGGUUGGAAUGCUGAUUGAAAUAAUAGUGAUAUACGCAUUGCACCAAAGGCUAUACUGCGUUGGCAUAGACACUCUGGCCAUUGGUUCACAUCGCUUGGCACAACAGGGUGCAAUAACGAAGAGAAUGAAUGCGAUUGAGGAAAUGGCUGGCAUGGAUGGGUUGUGUAGUGACAAGACUGGCAAAUUCAUACUCAACAAGCUAACUGUUGAUAAAAACUUGAUUGAGGUAUUUUCCAAAGGUGUUGAUAUGGUCACGGUAGUGCUAAUGUCUGCAAGAGCAUCGAGGAUAGAAAAUCAAGAUGCUAUUGAUGGCGUUAUUGCGUCCAUGUUGUCUGACCCGAAGCAGGUAUAUUAUUAUACACUCAUAUAUGUUAUUGAGUGCCCAUCUGUUCGGCAUCUACAUACAUGAAGCUGAACUUCUUGGUAAGUUUGCCAAGUCAGGUAAUUAAGUUGAACUUUCUAGAAAGGCUUGGAAGUAUUUCUACGACUAACGAAAUUAAAUGAGCACUUUGUAGUUUGUAGUUACUCGAAACCCUUACUUAUGGAACUUUAGGUUUGAUCAUCUAUCAAGAGGUUUGGAGACUAACCGGUAAGGUUAGAGUUAUUGGUAAUAAAGAAAAUUUCCCAUUGGUUUUUAUUGCUGUUUCGAGUUGGUCUACCAUUCAGGGGGCGUGAGUAAGACCACUAAUACCUAUUCAUAUCUAUCUUUCUGAGGUGUAGAAUCUCUCUAAUUGAAAUAAUAUAGGAUUCCCUAGUACGUUAAAUCUGCCUGCUAAGAUCGAAAUGUUAUGGUGUUUUUAUCUAAGUGAAGGUCUAAUGUCAUGAACUUAUUUUCAGUUCGUCCGAGGAUGGGUAUGGAUGCUUUUCAAGUCUUGUGUUGCUUGCUGACCAGCGUGGUGGACGUGCUGCUUUCUACCGACUUUAUGCAUUGGUCCUAGGAGUCAGAGGACGAGUAUUGACAAUGUCAUAUUCUUCGCGUGUGAUCAUUGUGGUUGAUUAAUUAUGUUGACUCUGCAAGUUUGUAAUUUUAGUGUGUUUUUUGAAGUUAAGAGAA
Messenger RNA from Spinacia oleracea (spinach), 1661 nucleotides. Its product is annotated as ATPase 4, plasma membrane-type-like. The transcript has 5 exons. The coding region runs from base 498 to 1016 and encodes 172 amino acids. The record is from RefSeq and is a predicted model, not a curated record. Lineage: Eukaryota; Viridiplantae; Streptophyta; Magnoliopsida; Caryophyllales; Amaranthaceae. Gene Ontology annotation, molecular function: nucleotide binding.